Astyanax mexicanus (Mexican tetra) is the source of this 3316-nucleotide messenger RNA. RefSeq lists its product as uncharacterized. The transcript has 15 exons. The record is from RefSeq and is a predicted model, not a curated record. Gene Ontology annotation, molecular function: protein binding. NCBI's taxonomy places the organism in Eukaryota, Metazoa, Chordata, Actinopteri, Characiformes, Acestrorhamphidae. The coding region runs from base 63 to 2906 and encodes 947 amino acids.
ACUGCAUUUCAGAAAGAGAGCAGAGCGGAUUUCAGAGCUCAGCGCUUUACUUUUCACCCGAGAUGAAGAUUCUCUGGGUGAUUCUAGUGGCUUUCUCUGGACUAAUGGAGACCAUGUCAGAUCGUUUUAAUGUAGUGGGUCCAGCUGCUCCUCUUGUUGCUGAAACUGGUGAAGAUCUGAUUCUGCCCUGUUCUCUCCAACCCAACAUCAGUGCUGAGGAUAUGAUUGUGGAGUGGCUUAGAACAGAUCUGACUGAUAGACUGGUCCAUCUGUACAAAGAUUAUAAAGACACAAAUGAUGAUCAGAUUAAGACAUACAGAGGGAGAACAGCUCUGUUUAAAGAAGAACUGAAGAAAGGAAACACCUCCCUUAAACUGUCAGCACUCCAACCUUCUGAUGAGGGAUCUUACAAGUGUUUAAUUACAUCUGAAUCCUGGUAUGAGGACUUUACUCUUCGUGUUGAAAUUAAUGUACGUUUGAAACUAGUUGGAGCAGCUGCUCCUCUUGUUGCUGUAGCUGGUGAAGAUCUGGUUCUGCCCUGUUCUCUCCAACCCAGCAUCAGUGCUGAGGGCGUGAUCGUGGAGUGGAUCAGACAGCAUGAGACGGACAGACAAGUUCACCUGUAUGAAGAUUAUAAAGACAGAAAUGAUAAUCAGAUGGAGUCUUACAGAGGGAGAACAGCUCUGUUUAAAGAAGAACUGAAGAAAGGAAACGCCUCACUGAAACUCUCAGCUCUCCAACCUUCUGAUGAUGGAGCUUACAAGUGUUUAAUUAGAUCAUUUGGCUGGUAUGAUGAUGUGACUCUGUAUGUUGAAGUUAAAGGAAAAGGAUUUCAUGGUUGGAAGAUUGCCAUUAUCUGCAUUUUUGUUUUUGCUGUUAUUUUAACUGCCUUUAUAGCAUACAUCUUAAAAGAUAAAUACUCUGAAAAGCAGCUCUCUCCUACACAGUGCUCAGUUAUAACCUACAUGCGUCUCCACACCGAGAAUCCCCGCAAAGAGCUGGACCUGAGAAAAUUCAACACAUCAGAGGAAGGAUACAGGAGACUCAUCCCAGCUGUAUCAAACUGCAGGAAGGCUCAAUUUACAGGUUGUAAUCUCACCGAACAGUCCAUUGAAACAUUGAGUGCAGCUUUAAAAACAGAAAACUCCUUACUGAAAGAGCUGGACCUCUGUAACAACAACCUGCAGGAUUCAGGAGUGGAGAAGCUCUCUGAUGGACUGAAGAGUUCACACUGUAAAGUGGAAAAACUGAGAUUUGCUGGCUGUAAUCUCACUGCGGGGUGCAUUGAAACGUUGAGUGCAACAAUACAAACAGAAAACUCCUCCCUAAAAGAGCUGGACCUCAGUAACAACAACCUGCAGGAUUCAGGAGUGGAGAAGCUCUCUGAUGGACUGAAGAGUUCACACUGUAAAGUGGAAACACUGAGAUUUGCUGGCUGUAAUCUCACUGCGGGGUGCACUGAAACGUUGAGUGCAACAAUAAAAACAGAAAACUCCUCCCUAAAAGAGCUGGACCUCAGUAACAACAACCUGCAGGAUUCAGGAGUGGAGAAGCUCUCUGAUGGACUGAAGAGUUCACACUGUAAAGUGGAAAAACUGAGACUUGUUGUGUGUAAUCUUGGGGGGAAGACCAGUGAAACUCUGGGAACAGCUUUACUAUCAGAGACCUGGACCCUGAAAGAGCUGGACCUUAGUAAGAAUAACCUGCAGGACUCUGGAAUGGAGAAGCUUUCUGAUGGCCUGAAGAGUUCAAAAUGUGUACUGGAGAUACUGAGAUUAGCCACCUGUAACUUUACUGGGAAAUCAUGUAAGUUUCUCAUAUCAGCACUAAAAUCAAAAAUCUCCUCACUGAAAAAGCUGGAUCUCAGCAGCAAUGAUCUGCAGGGUUCAGGGGUGGAGGAGCUCUUCAUGGAUCCACAGAGUUCACCCUGUAAACUGGAGAUACUCAGGCUGGCUUUAUGUAAUUUUGAAGAAAGGGUUUGUGAAUAUCUGGGAUCAGUUUUAAAUCAGGAAAAUUCCCUGAUAGAGCUGGACCUAAGUAACAAUGACCUGCAGGAUUCAGGAGUGAAGCUGCUCUCUGCCGGACUAAAGAGUUCACACUGUAAACUGGAGAUACUCAGAUUGUCUGGUUGUAUGAUCACAGAAGAAGGAUGUUCAUUUCUGGCUUCAUCAUUAAGUUCAAGCUCCUCCCACCUGACAGAACUGGAUCUGACCUACAAUAACCCAGGAGAGUCAGGAGAGAAUCUGCUCACCCCACACUGCAAACCCGGCACACUCAGAGUGGAGCAUGGAGGGAACAUCAGAUUGAAAACAGGACUAAAGAAAUACGGCUGUGAUCUCACACUGGAUCCAAACACAGCGAACAGUGAUCUCUCUCUGAGUGAAGAGAACAGGAGGGUGGAGAGAGGAGAGCUGCAGCCGUAUCCUGAUCAUCCAGAGAGAUUUGAUGGGUGGUCGCAGGUUCUGAGUAGAGAGAGAGUUACUGGACGCUGUUACUGGGAGGCUGAGUGGAGCGGAGACGUUGCUGUAGCUCUGAGUUAUAAAACCAUCAGCAGGAAAGGAGGAGGUUCAGACUCUCGGUUUGGAGAGAAUGAAAAGUCCUGGAGGCUGAUGAUCUAUAAUAACAGUUACUCUGUUCAUCACAAUAAUAACAGCACUGCUCUCCCUCCUCCUCCCUCUCCCUCUAACAGAGUAGGAGUGUAUGUGGACUGUCCCGCCGGCACUCUGUCCUUCUACACCAUCUCCUCUCAUACACACACACCCUCCUCACACACACCCUCCUCACCCUCACACACCCAAACACUCACACACCUACACACAUUCUACACCACAUUCACUGAACCGCUCUAUGCUGGGUUCAGACUUAUAUUUUAUAACUCCUCAGUGCAUCUGUGUGAUAUAGAAUAGUGUGUGUGUGUGUGUUUGUUUAUGACUGUGUGUGUAUGUGUGUGGGCGAGAGAUAGAUUGUGAGUGAUGGUGUUUGUGUGAGAGUGUGUAUGUGCUUUUGUGUGUGUGUCUGAAAGAGAGAGAGAGAGAGAGAGAGAGAGAGAGAGAGUGUGUGUGUGUGUGUGUGUGAAAGAGUGUAAGUGUGCAUUAGUAUAUGUCUGAGACUGUGUGUGUUUGUGUGAGAAUGGGUGUUUGUGACUGUGUGUGUGUGUGUGCAUUUUGUGAAAGAGAGUUUGUGUGCACUUAUCAAAUCUUCAUCAUAAUAAUAUACAAUUAAAUUGUUUAUGUUAAUAUAUUGUGAUUCUGAGUUUAUAAUUUAUUAUUGGUAAUUAAAUGAUUAUGAUUGUAAAUAUAUUGUUUAUGAUUGUGAG